This is a messenger RNA of Tauraco erythrolophus (red-crested turaco), 1320 nucleotides long. The record is from RefSeq and is a predicted model, not a curated record. NCBI's taxonomy places the organism in Eukaryota, Metazoa, Chordata, Aves, Musophagiformes, Musophagidae.
AUGACUACCCUGUGUGGGCAGGAAGAGGAGGAUUUCCAGGGAAAUGUGUCCUAUGGCUGGGGAGAAUGGGGUUUAUGGGAUGCUGUGGUGGCUUUGGAAAAGUCCCCACUCCCAGCUUCCCCAGGUGAAUGUGUGCGAUUAACCGGUAACUGGGCACUCACCGUGGCAGCCGCAGUGCCCUGGCUGGGCACCCGCAAGGAUCUGGGCUCGCUGCCCACGCGGGCUGAUGAAGCAGUAGAAGGUGAGGAGGCCCUGAUGUAUAUGACAAAAUGCUGCAAGGAGCUGUCAGUGAACAUGUGUGCCCACGCCAUCUUCUUCUGCAAACUUCUCCAUGACCUCAGGCAAAGUGGGACUGAGAACGGUUUGUUGACGUCCUUGAGGGACAGCCACAGCCUGAAGGUUGGGUUAGUCAGCAGAGGCCACCUUGGGAAGCAGCUGGCCCAAGCGCUGAGCUUGUUUCCAUGCCCCAGUAUCAGGCACCCUGAGAGCCUGGCAGACCUGCAGAAGCAGGGGCUCACGCGCUUUUAUGACAACACUGAGCUGGUGGCCUGAGCGGACAUUAUAUUCCUCUGCUGCCUCCCGUCGCACGUGCCAUCCAUCUGCUCUGUCGUGCCACCUGCCAUCCAGAAACCCCGAGUUGUGUACAGCCUUGCCGCCGCCGUCCCUCUCCUCAGGUUGAAGCAGCCUCGCUGCUGCAGUGCCAUCGUGAGGCCGCAGUACCCGAGCUCUGGCCAGGAGCCCAUCGAUGAGGGGGGGCGAAGGGGACAGACCCCCUCGGUGCUGCGAGAGCCUAGUGCUGUGCAGGGAACGUCUCCCCGCAGUUCCCGAGGGAAAAUGGGAGUCAAUGCUGAAUGGCUGGUGGCCGUUUUCUACGCAGCCCAGCAGAGCCUGCCUCAUCAGAAGGCACUGAAAUUACUCAACAACCUCUGUUUUCCUGAAUGCUGCCCCAUCUGUGCAGAGCAGAAAAUUUCCUGCCCACAGUUUCUGUACAAGAGUUUUGUCAGCAAAGCUUUUGCCUCUUCGGUGACUCAAGAGGAAACUUUCCCCUGGUUUGAUCUGACAGCUGCAUAACUAGAGUCUCCCUUUAGCCAGCUGCUGAAGAGUGAGAUUGUCCAGUGCCAUCUUGCUCUACUAUACCAGGCAUCCUUUGGAGACUGGCCUACAAAGCAAUGUGGGCUGAUCAGCAUCAAGACAUCUCUUACCUCAGCUGUAGUGGAGUCUGUGACAUUGGAUGACAAACCUCCAUUCUCCACAGCUGCUUCCAACAUUUUCUCAGAAAUUCCAGAGGAAACUACUGACUACGAUUCAAAAUCCUCAUAG